GGAGCCGACAUGUGCAUUUUGCCAGAGUGGUCUGCAGGCUGGAAGGAUCCUAGAGUCCUGUACCGGUAUGUAGUCUGUAGAUGCUGAACUUCUAGAUGCAGUCUACGUAGAAUGCCGGAAGUGGGGAAAAGAAACUUGUUUGAACGGCGUGGGGAGUGGUCGCCUUUGGUUCUGAUCAAGUUUGAAUGGAUAAAGAUUGUUGACGUUGACUCCGGCGCACUUUAAUUCCAGUCCCUGUAGAUACAUCAAGAAUACGAACAAGGAGAAGACACUUAAGGAACAGGUUUCGGCUAUGGCAACCGGUCGAUAAUUUCAAACUCGAGUAAGGCCAGAGCCAUCCUGCUCAGAAUGCCUGCCUCAAAGCGUAUCACGGCGGAAGCAGCAGGCAUGAAGGCCACCACUAACCAGGCGGCAGGCAUUGAAUCAUCAGGCGUGCCCAAUAAAAAGCUCACAGGCAAAGAAAAGAAGCUGAAACGAAAGGAGGAGGUAGCAAAAGCCAAGGCCAGGGAGGAGACCGUCCGGCAAGCGUACUCGCGGGGCAGCAUACUUGCCGAGUUCCAACCGUUCAGGAAGUUUGAGCGAAAUGGGCUUUCCAUUACAUUGGAGGAGAGGAGGGCCGAGGAGCUUACUGCAGUGGAGACGCAGUUUGUUGAGCGCCUACUUGAGUCGAACAUGAAGAAGAUCUAUGGUGACAAUUGGCCGAGCCAAGCGGCGACGAGGCGACAACAGAUGGCGGAGCCGGAUGCACUAUAUCUGUUCCUUCACGACAGCGCCACCUCCUGCGAUGCUUCCAGCGAGGAUCCUUCCACAACAGGGUCUGAGGAUCUUGUUGGGUUUGUGCACCUGCGCUUUGUUAUCGAGGAGGACGUGCCCGUCUUGUACGUGUAUGAGCUGCAACUGGGAGACAAGGUGCAGCGGCAUGGGUUGGGCAAGUUUUUGAUGCAGCUCAUGGAGCUAAUCGCUAGAAAGAGCAGCAUGAAGGGCGUCAUGCUGACGGUCCAGAAACGGAACAAGGGCGCGCUGGACUUCUACCUCAACAGAAUGAAGUACAUAGUGGAUCCCAUCUCGCCCAGCAAGUCACACCCGCUGGCCCAACCCGAGGACUACGACUACGAGAUUCUCUCCAAGAUCCAUGAUCCAGAAACGAAGCAGCACUUGGAGGAGCGAUGCAAGCUGGCGCAAGCAGCCUGGCUCAGCGAAGGCUAUUAGCAGCCCUGAGAUAUAACCGUUGAAAGUGGAGCGAGGUUGGGUUUCGACAUGCACAGUCAAGCCGUACCCUCCUUGCGGGACUGAAAGACGCUGCUUUGAUUGAUAUUCGAGUUGUUCAGGUCAAAUUUGAAUUGGCUUCGGUUCG
Messenger RNA from Klebsormidium nitens, 1354 nucleotides. The record is from the annotation of a GenBank genome assembly. NCBI's taxonomy places the organism in Eukaryota, Viridiplantae, Streptophyta, Klebsormidiophyceae, Klebsormidiales, Klebsormidiaceae.